Molecule: messenger RNA, 159 nt
Organism: Moneuplotes crassus
Lineage: Eukaryota; Ciliophora; Spirotrichea; Euplotida; Euplotidae
Source: the annotation of a GenBank genome assembly
AUGAAGAAGCCAAAGCAAGAAGAGAUAAAGGAAGAGGCAGGGGCAUCUAAAUCAGGCAAGCUCAGAUCCCAGGAAUACAGGAAUAGAAAGAAACAAUAUAUUGUUAAGUUAGAGGACCUUAAUAAGACACUUAGGGAUGAAAAUUUGUUACUUAAAUAA